Messenger RNA from Ilyonectria robusta, 561 nucleotides. RefSeq lists its product as uncharacterized. NCBI's taxonomy places the organism in Eukaryota, Fungi, Ascomycota, Sordariomycetes, Hypocreales, Nectriaceae. The transcript has 2 exons. Gene Ontology annotation, biological process: regulation of DNA-templated transcription. Gene Ontology annotation, cellular component: chromatin; nucleus. The record is from RefSeq and is a predicted model, not a curated record. The annotation marks the transcript as partial. Gene Ontology annotation, molecular function: histone H3K36 methyltransferase activity; protein binding.
UGUGGUCCAACCUGUCUAAACCGAUGUUCGAUGACUGAGUGUAACGAAAGCACAUGCAGUAUUGGGACUGACUGCACCAAUCGCAUGAUUACGAAUCUUCAGCCCGAGAAGGUUUACGAGGCCCUGGAGAUACUUGAGAUACCAUAUCAAGGAUAUGGACUCGCGAGUAAGGUUGAUCUGCCCGGCGAAAGUAUUGUAAUAGAGUACACAGGCGAGGUAAUAGUAGAGUCCGAGAAGCAACGUCGUUGGGCCGAGUAUAAAGACAAACAGCUUUACUACGUUAUGAGCUUGACAGAGGGCUUCUAUAUUGAUGCUACUGCAAAAGGAAACUGGGCUCGCUUCGUCAAUCAUAGUUGCAAUCCUAACUGUGUUGUUAAGCGGAUGAUUGUGGAUAGGAAGCCGAGAAUAGCUUUUGAAACGAUAAAAGCAAUCUCUGCCGGAGAUCAAAUCACCAUUGCUUACGAUUUUGAUCCCACUUAUAAUCCUCAGGGAUGCUUGUGUGGAGAGCCCAACUGCUUUGGUAUUAUUGGGUAUAGAGGUCAAAAAAAGAAAGGGGGAUGA